AUGAACUCCCAAACCGAUGACGCCCCUCUCUUCUCGAGUUCCUUGAUCUCUCCUGAAGUGGUCGCUGCUCUCCCAGAGGGAUACACUAUCCGUCCUGUUCGCCGUUCCGACUACAAGCGGGGUUUCCUCGAUGUCCUCCGUGUGUUGACCACCGUCGGCGACAUCACUGAGGAGCAAUGGAGCCAGCGGUUUGACUGGAUCUCUGCCCGUAAUGACGAGUAUUACUUGCUUGUGAUCUGCGAUAACACGGACCGUGUCGUCGGUACCGGCAGUUUGCUUGUCGAGCGGAAGUUCAUCCACUCUCUUGGCAUGGUUGGGCACAUCGAAGAUAUUGCCGUUGAUCAGUCGCAGCAGGGAAAGAAAUUGGGCUUGAGGCUCAUCCAGGCUUUGGACUACGUGGCUGCUAACGUCGGUUGUUACAAGAGCAUCCUUGAUUGCUCCGAACACAAUGAGGGCUUCUACCUCAAGUGUGGCUUUAAGCGUGCCGGCCUGGAAAUGGCCCACUACUACUAG
Molecule: messenger RNA, 513 nt
Organism: Aspergillus oryzae RIB40
Lineage: Eukaryota; Fungi; Ascomycota; Eurotiomycetes; Eurotiales; Aspergillaceae
Gene: gup1
Product: glucosamine 6-phosphate N-acetyltransferase
Exons: 2
Coding region: 1-513 (170 amino acids)
Biological process (GO): UDP-N-acetylglucosamine biosynthetic process
Cellular component (GO): endoplasmic reticulum; Golgi apparatus; endoplasmic reticulum-Golgi intermediate compartment
Molecular function (GO): glucosamine 6-phosphate N-acetyltransferase activity; monosaccharide binding
Source: RefSeq, a predicted model, not a curated record